Molecule: messenger RNA, 729 nt
Organism: Macroventuria anomochaeta
Lineage: Eukaryota; Fungi; Ascomycota; Dothideomycetes; Pleosporales; Didymellaceae
Exons: 3
Coding region: 1-729 (242 amino acids)
Source: RefSeq, a predicted model, not a curated record
AUGACGAGCCAGGACAGGGUGAAGAUGUUGGAGGUCCUGCUGCAGGUCGUUAUGGAUACCUGGGAACUUAGUCUUGAGAAGAUGAAGGGCAAGGUUGAGCAGGGUGGAGAUGAAGGGAGCGAGGCCCUGGACGCAGGUACUUACGCGCGAUCCAAGUCAGAGCCUCGCAGCGUCAUAGUCAACCCCAUCAACCAAAGCAUCCAGCUCCACGACGAGUUCGACAAAAGGGCUGAGACGGUGAAAGAGCGAGACAAGACGGUCCAUGAGCGCGACACCACUAUCGCGAAGCAAGACUCUGGGUUGAAGUUGUUGAAAGCGUUCCCAGAGCAGAAGAUCAAGGAGAAACUGGAGGAGCGGGAUGUGGGCUGCCAAGAGACGGCGAAGGCGCGGAAAGCUGAGAAGGCGAACAACGAGGCGCUGAAGGAGAUGAACAAGGCGCGAGAAGAUAGCAUCGAGGCGCUGAAGAAGAGUAACAGGAGUCAGGCAGAGAUCAUCGAAUCACAGAAGAGCGCCAUUGAGACGCGGGAGGUCAAGGCGCAGGAGGAAAGCAUCCAUGCGCGGGAGGAGAUUGAGGUGCUGAAGAAGCAGCUGCAGGAGGAAAGCAUCCAUGCGCGGGAGGAGAUUGAGGUGCUGAAGAAGCAGCUGCAGGAGGCAAACAUAGGUGAGCAGAAGAUGAAGAAGCUGCAGGAGGCGCUCAAGGAGUUCAUGGUGGUGGGCGAGGAAAGCUAG